AUGGAGACACCUGUCCACUCGGUUCCAGUGAAGACCUCUGAGAGUGUCAUUCGCUUGACUACAAUUGUCCCUGAUACUACAGUAGAAUCAGAAGCUGCUCAACAUGUCCAGGAACCGGAGGAUGAACAGGUUGAAGACCGCAGCAGAAAGGAGGCUUUGUGCCUGUACUUGAUCAUGGCAUUAUUGACCAGUGUAGGAUUGUUUCUUGGGAGCGGUGCAGCACUUGCUGUGGCCGGCCCCUUUGGCGGAGUGCUGGCUUACCUCCUCGUCGGCACUGUGAUUUCUUCUGUUGUGUCUUGCUUGGGCGAAAUGACUGCCCUGAUGCCAGUUAACGCUCCCGUCGUGGAGUUUCCCCGGCGUUUCCUCGAUCGAGGCGUUGGUUUUGCAGUGGGCUGGAUGUACUGGUUCACUUUUGUUGUUGUCGCCGCCCAAAAUUUGGUUAUAGCAGCUAGGACGGCAAAAUUGCACUACGAUGACGACAAGACGUUUUUGGCGUGGGGACGCGGAGAAAACGUUGAUGCCCAUAUUUGGUUUGCUCUCUUCAUGUUUACUGUCCUAAUCAUUAACCUAUUCCCUGUCAAAUAUUUGGGCAUGUUUGACUACGCCAUGGGAACCAUGAAGCUGGUAUUUAUUGUGUUCUUGAUUGUCAUGUCGAUUGUUCUCGAUACUAUACCACCUCGUGCAAACUCAUACCAUGAUGGGCCAGUUGGGACCAAGUAUUGGAACUUACCGUAUGAAUCCAUCAAAUCUGUUUAUCAGGUCUGGAGUCGUAGCGGGAGUGUUCAACGGGAAAUCGGCGGCUCAGCAGGAAAGCUACUUGGGAUGUGGUCGGCUUGCAUCAACGUGAUGUACGACUAUGCGGGCUUGGAGAUCUUCGCCGCACCCGCCGCGGAGAGCAAAUCUCUCGCUGAUUCGGAGAGUAUGAAAAUGGCCGCACGGAAGAUAUACAUCCGGGUUAUGGUCCUGUAUACGCUUGCAUUUCUCACUGGGUCAUUCCUUGUCCCAUCAGACCAUCCUUUCAUCAACGGCCAUGCACAGUCGACUAGCUCUCGUUCCAUAUUCUUGAUAGCCGUUGUGGAAGCGGGGAUACCUACUUUGGCUCAUUUUUAUAACGUUAUAUUCCUCAUUACCACGUUGACCUGCGCGAUUAAUUCUGUUUACGUUGCCUCGAGGGUUUUACAUACCCUUGCGCUCAGGGAGCAGACAGGUCCGAAUUUCAUUACUCGCCGGUUGCAAAGAUGCAAUUCCGGGGUUCCCAUGAGGACUGUGGUUGUGACAGUUAUCAUGAUGUUUUUAGGCUUUAUGAGCCAUAAUGAUUCAGAAAAGGGCCCGAGGCUGGACGGGCUAGCUUCGAACGCAACGGUAUCGUUUCUAGUCAUUUAUAUUAUCAUUUGCGCAACAUACCUCUGUUUCUACAAGGCGUUCGUAUCCCUAUGCUUCUACAGUGCAAGCAAAUGGUUUAUGCUCACCCACGAGUAUCACAGACUUAAAGAAGCCCGAGCAUCUGGAAAUCCCUCCGAAUGCUACGCCACAUUUUACGACCGCAAUAAUCCUCGCUAUCCUUACAAAUCCCACGCACAAUGGUUUAAAGCCCUCUGGGGCAUGACGGCCUGCACGAUUCUGUGCAUCUUCAGUGGAGCAACAACUUUCCUCAGAACGCCAUUCGACACUCAUGGAUUCAUCGUUUCAUAUAUUAGUGCUACAAAAUUCGCCAUCACGGUCUACGAAUUUCACGCUGGGGCCCAGAGCGAUCCUGUGACCUGCGGAAUUGUGUACAGACGACGAGCGAAAAGCGGAAAGGCGUCCUCGAGUUUCCGGAUCAUGGAUAUACGUGGAACAACGCGAGAUCGUUCUUUGGGUGGGUCUGGGUUUGGAUGA
Molecule: messenger RNA, 1878 nt
Organism: Coccidioides posadasii C735 delta SOWgp
Lineage: Eukaryota; Fungi; Ascomycota; Eurotiomycetes; Onygenales; Onygenaceae
Source: RefSeq, a predicted model, not a curated record